This is a messenger RNA of Aspergillus affinis, 1101 nucleotides long. RefSeq lists its product as uncharacterized. The record is from RefSeq and is a predicted model, not a curated record. Lineage: Eukaryota; Fungi; Ascomycota; Eurotiomycetes; Eurotiales; Aspergillaceae. Bases 1 to 1101 code for a protein of 366 amino acids. The transcript is spliced from 2 exons.
AUGAUCACUCCCACAGGAUCAUCAAGAUCCAAACGGCGUCGGACCUCGCCACAAAUCACCACCGCGGCCAGUACCCGUCGCAAGCGGGUCCGUGGCACGGCCGACCAUCCAACUCAUCCAGCUACGGAGAAUAACAACGACACCAGCAAUAAUGAAUCCUCAAUUCAUCCCGAGGUAGCCUCGACUAAAAAUCCACAGCCCACAUCCUCCACACAAACACCAACUCCAACCGGUAGUGGCCUCGUGGAAUCCACAUCCGCAAUCCUAGCACGAUACAAAGCUUGGCGAAAAGCAGGAGCACCGCAUGAUCUGCGCUGCUUCGAAUGUCACCAAGAAGGAAAAACUCAGGGAGACCUAGAUCCCUGCGAGACUUGUCCUCGAGUGUAUCAUGAGGCGUGCAAGCCAGAAGACGGCUACUUCGUGUCAUCGCAGCAACCACGAGCGCAGCCGGGCCCUGUUCCCCCUCGUCAAUGGUAUUGUCCCGUUUGCGUGCAUCGCGGAUGGCACGUUACCCCACCGGUGUUAACACCGCCUCAAUCGCCUGUGUUGAGGCCGUCAACCCCUGCUUCUAUUCCUGCCGCAGCUGUUCCAGCGCGUGAGGAGAAUGUCCGCAUUGAGAAUAUCGAAGCGACGAGUAAUACUAGGGAAAGUAGCAAAGGUCAACAAAUAGAUACAUCUAGGGAGAAAGAAAAGUCGACCGACGCAAGCAGACGUAAGUCGCGGUUCGACACGCUCUCGCCACAAGUCGAGUCCGCGCUGUGGGUUCUCUAUCGCGAGCUAGAAAGCGUGCCUCUGGCGCAGCGACGGAUCGCGGACCUAGAGAAUGAAAUGGCGCAGCUACGGCAGGAGGUGAGGAUCCGGCGGAAUGAAAUCGAGUUGACGCGCGCGAGUGGCUCGCAGGUGCGUGUAUUGCGGGAGGAGGUGCAGAAGCUGAAGACGGAUUUGGCGAGUCGAGAGGCGGCUGUGGAGGAGACUAAGGGUUUGAAGGCGCGAAAUAGAGAGCUUGAGGUGGAGUUGGAGCGUUCGCGUGCUGAAGUGGAAGAAAGUGCUAGAACUCUGGCUGAGUGGAAGAAGAAGUUGUCGAAUUUGAUUGGGGAGUAA